AUGUGCAACGUGUCUCUGAUGAGCUGCCACGUCGACUCGAAGGUCGACCACCUCUUCCCGCCCACGCUCUACAUAAUUGUCAUCACCAUCGGCCUCCCCACCAACUGCAUGGCACUCUGGGCGGCCUACCUGCAGGUCAGGCAGAAGAACGAGCUGGGGGUCUACCUGAUGAACCUCUCCAUCGCGGACCUGCUGUACAUCGGCACCUUGCCCCUCUGGAUCGACUACUUCUUCCACUACGACAACUGGAUCCACGGCCAGGAGUCCUGCAAGCUCUUCGGGUUCAUCUUCUACACCAACAUCUACAUCAGCAUCGCCUUCCUCUGCUGCAUCUCCGUGGAUCGCUACCUGGCCGUGGCGCACCCGCUGCGCUUCGCCAAGUUCCGGCGGGUCAAGACGGCCGUGGCGGUCAGCGCGGUGGUGUGGGCCAUUGAGAUCGGGGCCAACUCGGCGCCGCUCUUCCACAACGAACUCUUCCACGACCUCUACAACCACACCUUUUGCUUUGAGAAGUACCCCAUGGAGGAGUGGGUGGCCUGGAUGAACCUCUACCGGGUCUUCAUCGGCUUCCUCUUCCCGUGGGUGCUGAUGCUCUUCUCCUACCAGGGGAUCCUGCGGGCCGUGCGGGGGAACAUCUCCACGGAGAAGGAGGAGAAGGCCAAGAUCAAGCGCCUUUCACUCAGCCUGAUCGCCAUCCUCCUCAUCUGCUUCGCGCCCUACCACGUCAUCCUGCUCUCCCGCAGCACCGUCUACCUGAGCAAGCCCUGUGACUGCAGCUUUGAGGAGAAAGUCUUUGUGGCAUACCACACCUCGCUGGCCUUCACCAGCUUGAACUGCGUGGCCGACCCCAUCCUCUACUGCUUCGCCAACGAGGGGGCCCGCAACGACGUGGCCAAGGCCUUGUCCACCAUGGUCCGCUUCCUCACCAGCUCCAAGCCCCAGGAGAUGGCCAAUGCCUCGCUCACCCUCGACACCCCCCUCUCCUCCAAGAAGAGCAGCUUCUGCCGGCAGUCCCUGCCCCUCCCUCUGCCCCCCUCGCAGGCUGGGGGAGGGACGCGGGACGAAGAGCUCCAAAUGAAGAUUUUGACUUUUAACCACUGA
This is a messenger RNA of Euleptes europaea (tarantolino), 1101 nucleotides long. It is a transcript of the gene GPR4, whose product is annotated as G protein-coupled receptor 4. Lineage: Eukaryota; Metazoa; Chordata; Lepidosauria; Squamata; Sphaerodactylidae. The record is from RefSeq and is a predicted model, not a curated record. Gene Ontology annotation, molecular function: G protein-coupled receptor activity. The coding region runs from base 1 to 1101 and encodes 366 amino acids. Gene Ontology annotation, biological process: G protein-coupled receptor signaling pathway. Gene Ontology annotation, cellular component: membrane. The transcript has a single exon.